AUGGCUGAAGAAUUUCUUAAGUCCCUUCGCAAGUUUUUUGAGCAGCGAAACGAAGUCUUGAGAGUCCCACAAAUAGGUGGGAAAGAGCUUGAUCUUUUUAAACUUUAUAAAGAAGUCGUAAGCCGAGGCGGAUUCCAGCAAGUAUCUAAUAACAAAUUAUGAAAAGAAGUCGUCACUGCUUUAGACUUGCCAAGCUCUUGUACCUCUGCGAGCUAUAACCUUCGCCAGCAUUAUCAUAAGAUACUUUUUACAUAUGAGCAAGAGAACUUUUUCAGUAAAAGUGAAAGAAGUGUCCCAGUGGCUGAGCCAGAGCAAGCGGCUGCUUCAAAGCCUACUAAGAAAAUCAAGGUGACAGCACCUAUGAUGGCAAACACAAGGAGGAUGAUUCUAGCUUUUGACAGCAAGUACCAAACUGAAGUGAACUGGGCAAUAAACACGCUUUUAUUGUUUAGCUGCAAUACAGCUCACAACUAUCAGCUUGAAAGCAACGGACUAGUAGAAAGCAUUUUGUCGUUUUUGCAGUAUUGCUUGAAGAAAUUACCUGCCUUUGGAGGAGAAGUUCCAAUGAAAAGACCAAGAGGUGUGACUCCUUAUGAUGAAGCUUCUUAUGUGGUGAUGAUGGAACAAGUGAAAGCGAUUUUAUUGGUCCUGAGAAACUUGAGUAUGAUUAGAAAUAACGAAAUCAUCCUUUUUAAGUGCAGCGGAAUGAUUGAGGCUAUUGUUAAGAUCUUUAGCCUGUUAAUUGAUAAAGAAAUCACUCAAAAUUGUUUGGAAUUUUUAACAAAUUUAGCUAAACACAUUUUCUUGCAAGAUCUGCCAAACUAUAGAGACUUAUUGUGCACUCUAAUGGACUGCCUACAAAGUGAUUUAGCAGAAUCCGCAAUUGAGUGCUUCAGAAAACUUACUCUGCCUAUCAGCAAUGAAGAAAUAAUUGAGCAGCUUCCUCAAAUUUUCUUUGACGAGCUAGCUAAAUGGCUUCUCUCCACUUCACAAUCCAAAGACUCUGUCUUAGAAAUCCUCUGCAACCUCAGUGACCAAAGCUUAGCUACUAAGGUAAAAAUCGCAAACGCUCCUCGCUGCAUUGAAGGCCUUGUCAGGCUUUUGACAUCAAUAUCCCAAACAGAUGACGCCGAAGACAAGCAAGCCAAAAUAUCUGCAAUGAUCCUAAACAAUCUAUCAGGGGCACCUAAAAACGUCAAGCUUUUUGUGCCGUUUGACACACAAAUAUUUGCAGUAGCCGCAUCAGACGAGCGAAUUUCAGGGUUGCUCUGCAAUGUGUUAUUUGAAAUCCAAGAUCUUAAAAGUAAUUAA
Molecule: messenger RNA, 1311 nt
Organism: Blepharisma stoltei
Lineage: Eukaryota; Ciliophora; Heterotrichea; Heterotrichida; Blepharismidae
Source: the annotation of a GenBank genome assembly